GGCCUCAACAAACCGAAGGAUUCCAAAACCAUUUGCCCCACGCGCGCGCGCGCACACACACGGCACGUAUCACUCAAACCCCCCACUUCGUCCUUUUCUUUCUUAAUCUUUGAUUUCAUGGCUUCGGUUGGAUAUGUAGAUUUUAAUUGAAUUCUUACGGUUUGUUCCGCGGGUUGUUGCGUUCCAUCAUUGAUUUACAGAUAGACAAACGCCAUUCCCAUUCGGUUCCUCUGUCGUUUUCACAAAGACACAUCAUCCAUCGAUCGCCCCCAUUUGUUUCACCAUUGAUUCUCUUCAUUUGGUCCUCCAGAUUUUGAUGCGUGGGUUGCUCCUUCAACACGUGGGACAUUCAUGAAUAUUCACGCUCGUGAUCUAUGACUGCAUUAGUUUUCUAUUUUCUGCCGCGUAUGUGCUUGACAAGAUAUGAUUCUGCUGACACGAAAUUUCUUGAUUGUUUUCUGAUGAUGGGUUGGAUGCUUUAAGAAUGAUUGAGGAAUAGAUGUGAGGAAAAUGAAAAGUGGAAGAAAGUAGUAGAAGGUACAGAAGAGGGUAAAUAAGUUCUGGUGAUCAAACAUAUCCAGGAAGGAGUACGCCACAAUGGCAACGUCAAGAAAAACAGUUUUGGCAAUCAAGUCUUACCAAAAUCAGGCUCAGGUGCUGGUUAAAAACUACUUAUUAGCAGAUCGCUUUAUCCCAUACACUUCCAUCCUCGGAGGCAUGUUUUUGUGCAAAGUGGCCUAUGAUCUUACCCAAUUAAUCAGCACCUUUUAUUUUAAGAGUUAUAAUGGUCUUACAAAAAUCCAACGAAUUGAGUGGAAUAAUCGCGGUAUUUCCACCCUUCAUGCCAUUUUUAUCACAGUUGUGUCCUUGUACUUCGUGUUCUGGUCAGAUCUCUUUUCUGACCAACAGCUUUCUGGCAUUGUUACAUUUCGAAGCUCGCCUCUGUCAGUUUUUGCAUUGGGGAUCUUGGUGGUUUUGUACUUCCAGAACGCUUUCCAGAGUGGUUUCUUCCAUUGUCAUUCGCAGGGGGUGGGGUGUCAACAUCAACAAGCUCUUCAUCAGCAUCCAAAUCCACGUGGACACCACCGUUUAGUAGCGCUUCAUCUAGAUGUCUCUCCUCCUCAGAGUUGGGUCUCUGUUGGAUACUUUCUUGCAGAUCUUGGAAUGAUUUUUUGGCUCUAUCCUUCUCUAGGUGGAAUGGAGUAUGUUAUCCAUCACUCUCUUUCUGGAGUUGCAGUGGCAUAUUCUAUGUUUUCUGGAGAAGGGCAACUUUAUACAUUCAUGAUCCUCAUCUCUGAGGUUACUACUCCAGAGGUCAAUAUGAGAUGGUAUCUUGAUACAGCUGGUAUGAAGAGGUCCUGUGCUUAUCUCAUCAAUGGAGUACUGAUAUUUUUUGCAUGGCUGGCCGCAAGAAUUCUGCUGUUCGUCUACAUGUUUUACCAUGUUUACUUACACUAUGAUCAGGUCAUCCAAAUGCAAACCUUUGGAUAUUUCUUGGUCUUUGUGGUGCCGUCAGCACUAGCUAUUAUGAACUUGAUGUGGUUUGGGAAGAUUAUCAAGGGAUUGAAGAAGACGAUAGCAAAGAGACAGUGAUGAAUAUCAUACAUGUACAAGUUAAUCUAAUUUCUUGGACUUCGCUAGUUCCAUAUUCGUAUGCAUUAUUCUAUUUUCUUCACUGUACAAAUGAUAGAGGUGGGGAAAAGGAGAGAAAAUUGAAGGCAUUCGGACCUUAGCAGUUGAUGGAGAUCAAAUUGUUUAAUAUGAUUCAAGUGGUGUACCCUUCAGUAAUGGAUAUUAAAUAUAUACAAGUUGACCCACCUUCUUCCA
Messenger RNA from Alnus glutinosa, 1827 nucleotides. RefSeq lists its product as uncharacterized. Bases 598 to 1593 code for a protein of 331 amino acids. The record is from RefSeq and is a predicted model, not a curated record. Gene Ontology annotation, cellular component: membrane; endoplasmic reticulum. Lineage: Eukaryota; Viridiplantae; Streptophyta; Magnoliopsida; Fagales; Betulaceae. The transcript has 11 exons. Gene Ontology annotation, biological process: lipid homeostasis.